GUGCACAUCCCGCGAUACCAUCUGAAAUAAAAUGGCGACUGGAGUGCCAUUUAGGGUAUUAUCCCACUCUAAAAAAGUAUGUAGUCUUUAUAAACGAUCGUUAAGAAAUUUGGAAGCAUGGUGUUGUGAUAGACGUUUGUUUAGAUAUAGAGCUAUUUUACACAGACAGCGUUUUGAGGAGCAUCGAGAUGAAAAAGAUAUGAGAAGAGCAGCACAGCUCCUGGCAGCUGGUGAGCAAGAACUGUUUGAAAAGCAGCAUUACCAACCUUUGAGAUUUCCCAAGUCUCCUGGUGGCACCGCCUACCAGCGGGAGGUCAUCCCACCCGACUGGGUCCUGGACUACUGGCAUCCGCUGGAGAAGGCGCAAUAUCCAGAGUACUUUGCUCGCCGCGAGGAGCGGAAGAAGCAAUUUGUCGAAAUGUGGGAGAAACAGUACGGCAAGCCAAAGCCGGAUGCUUACGACCAUUAGCGGAAUUGUUGACGAUAUAGUUGUGUACAGAGUAGGGUACGUGUUGUAAAAUAACUUAAAUGUAUUUAAAUAAAACUAUGAGAGAAA
Bacillus rossius redtenbacheri is the source of this 556-nucleotide messenger RNA. It is a transcript of the gene ND-B22, whose product is annotated as NADH dehydrogenase [ubiquinone] 1 beta subcomplex subunit 9. The coding region runs from base 32 to 469 and encodes 145 amino acids. NCBI's taxonomy places the organism in Eukaryota, Metazoa, Arthropoda, Insecta, Phasmatodea, Bacillidae. The record is from RefSeq and is a predicted model, not a curated record. Gene Ontology annotation, biological process: mitochondrial electron transport, NADH to ubiquinone. The transcript has 3 exons.